Molecule: messenger RNA, 2616 nt
Organism: Pongo pygmaeus (Bornean orangutan)
Lineage: Eukaryota; Metazoa; Chordata; Mammalia; Primates; Hominidae
Exons: 8
Coding region: 102-950 (282 amino acids)
Source: RefSeq, a predicted model, not a curated record
AGGGAACUCAGGCCUUUCCAAGUACUGCUCUUUUCCUGUGUAGAGCUGCUUAGUGCCAGGCCUAGAAGACCAAGAAUGGGUUAUCAGCGGCUGUACGCUGGAUGCUGGGGCCGAGACAACAUGGCUCGCCUCCUUGCGGUUGGCAGUGGCGGCGACCGAGACGGCAGCGCGGCUGGAGAGACAGAAAAAAGGACCUGAGCAAAGUGAAGAGCCUUCUGGACAUUGUGACAGACCUCUCCAAGUGGUCCCCUGAAGACCUUGCCAAAGUAAGACAUCACCUGGAGAAACUCAAGAAUGACAUGGUGGUGCCCACUGUCGCUGGUGCCACUGAUAAAACAGCAGUACCUAUGCCAGCCGCUCCUGGAUGUCGUCCUGGCCAACAUCCGCUCACCUAUCUUCAGCCAUUCCCUGUACUGCACAUUCAUUCCAGCCAUGACUGCCAUCCACGGCCGACCCAUCAUGUACAUCCAGCUGGACUGGGCUUCGUGGAGGGUGGCUGGCCAGCCCUGGGCCAUGUGUACCCAGUGUGGUCACCAUGCUGCCUUCCCAAGGCCCUGGGGUGUGCACCCAGAAGCAUAGGCUUGAGGACGACCAGCAGCAGAGCAUCCCCAGCAUUCUCCAGGAAUCCAAGAAAACAUGGGCCUGAAACCCAAGGCAGUACAGCGGAAUUAAUUACAGGGCUGGUCCCUCAGUCAUACAUGACAGAGAUUGCUCAGGAAGAGGCUGUGCUGGUUCUUUGUCAGUUAGAUAGCAUUGAUUUCUGGAAUCCUGAUGCUCCUGUGAAACAUUUUGGGAUAUUAGUUCACAGAUGCUUUAUACAUCUGCAAGAAAUUAGUCAUCAAAUGCUUAGUAGUACAAAAAUUCUCAAGUGGUUGCAGGAAAUUUUGAUCUGCAGGAAUAAAUUUCUUCUUAAAAAUAAGUACCUUAAAUGGCAGCAUACGGAUGAAUGAAGAUCUGUUAAUGUCAGCAUUGAUACCUCAGCACAAACUCAAAUGGGAUCUGAUGUCUGCCAUGACUUUUUUAUUCUUAUGGAAUAAGUAUGGUUUGAGAAACUACAGCUUCAUUGUUUGUAAGGCAAAUAUUUCCAACUUUGCUGCACUCCUUGACAAUCUGCCUUAAGGAAGAAUAUAUGACUUACUCUCUGCCUAAAAAUUUUGUUUGCUGGAUUUUUUGAUGUAGGUAUAUAUACAUAUAUAUUUAUAAAAUGUAUAUUAACAAAUAUUUAUAUCCCAAAUAAUUAAAAAUACAUUGUUAUAAACAACAUUAUUCUACAAUUCCUUCUGGGGGAGGUAAGAGGAGUUAGAACAUCAAUCUCACUUCUUUGGAGGAAACAAUAACUUGGUUAUACCAACAGCUUGGCUAUAGGGUGUAAGAAAGUAAUAUGUUCCUCACUAGGAAAUAUAUAACUGCCUUUGUGACAUUGCAGUUAACUGUCAAGUUGGAGACAUCUGAUUGUGUGGGUGUGAGAGUGAGGAGAGAUGUAUUUUCUAGUUUCUUCAUAACAUUUUGCAUUCGGGGUCUCAACUAACAACAAUUUAUUGAUGUCCUUAUGUAUCGUUAGAUAAAUUUGGGUGUAUGGAAGUAACUGCCUCAGUCUCAAAGUGAAUCAUGUUGAAGCAAAAUACUAAAUGUAUUUUGAAUUAUCUGUGUCAAAUAGAUGAUAUGUCCUCCUUCGAGUCAUUCAAAAGUCAUUCUUUAUUUUAGUUCAUUUAUUUAGUGAAGUUGUCAGUCCCACACAUUUGUGGCCAGUGAAGAGCAAGAAAAGUAUGAAAAGGCUACCAGAGUCCAUAGCAUAUCACUCACAUGACAGUAGAACUGCUGCUAGUGAGACAGAUAUUAACAGAAAAUUCAAGAACCUGGGAUUGAGGGCAAAAUUGUAUCUGCCAAAGUCACCCUUAAAACAUUAAAAGAGGUUAAAGAGCAUUGGAUGGGGAGAGAGAAUGCAAAGCCAAUUUCUGGGUGAAAGGCAUGGAGCCAUCGGGAUUAUAAGAAAGACUUGGUGAAAAUCAUUCGGGUAGAAUUUGUGUCCCUAUUUCGAGCUCAAACUUUUAAGCACCAUACUUGACCCCCAUAUUCUAAACUAGUCACAUCACCCAAUCGAGCCAUUGUUGAGAAGACUUACAUUACUUCAUGGAGAACGCUCUGGAGCAGCGAACUGUCAAGGAAAUAUGUGUAAAUAUAGUUAAUCAAACCUAAAGUAUUAAUAUUUUAUGUUAAAUUUGUAAUCUGUGUAAUUAUUUAAAAUAUUUGUAAUAAUAAGAUUAGAUGUAUUAGCUUUGCUGUUUUUAGCUGUGAGAAAAUAGGAUGUUUUUGUAAACUGAAUUGUGAUAUUUAUGGGAACUCAGUUCCUGGUUUGUGUUAAUGUAUUUGUUAGAUUAAUAACAUUUCAUAUCUUGCUUAAAAAUAUGCAUAUUUAAUUUAUAAAAUUUACUUUAGUAUGUGUGAGAGAAUGUACUUCACUACAUUUGUAAACAAGACUGGUUAGGCAACAUUAACUGCUUAACUUGGGUUAACCAUUAGUUUUAAAUAAGAUGAAAUAGACUACUCUCAUUUUUAUCUAAGUAUUGCUUAUAAGUUAAUAAAACAUAGAUGUAUUAAAAGGCCUAAUGAAAAAUA